Messenger RNA from Panthera uncia (snow leopard), 4755 nucleotides. It is a transcript of the gene SLCO5A1, whose product is annotated as solute carrier organic anion transporter family member 5A1. The record is from RefSeq and is a predicted model, not a curated record. Lineage: Eukaryota; Metazoa; Chordata; Mammalia; Carnivora; Felidae. Gene Ontology annotation, biological process: sodium-independent organic anion transport; transmembrane transport. Bases 556 to 3123 code for a protein of 855 amino acids. Gene Ontology annotation, cellular component: membrane. Gene Ontology annotation, molecular function: protein binding. The transcript is spliced from 11 exons.
AUGAGGAAACGAAGGUUAAAAAGGGUUGCACAGCUAGUGAGUGGCAGAGCCCAGAUGUGAAUUCUAAGUGUUGGCAUCUUUGCGCCCGAGGGUGUCGCAAGCGGAGGCGGCGAGGACAGGGCGCCUCCGGCCCAGCCAGCCGGGCGGUAUGCGGCGCGGGCAACAGCGCUAAGCGCCCCCACGCUGGGCACGGGGCGUACUCGCUCCAGGCGGCGGGCCGAGCGGCGGCGGCGGAGGGGAUGCGCCCGGGACGCGCAAGGCUCCUACCGCCAGCUACCGCCCCGAGGUGGACCCCCAGCAGGGCUCAACGCAGGACCGCGCGGACCCCUGCCCCCCGGGGCACGCGGCUGCGGAGCCUCGGGGCAGCAUCUGCGGUCAGGAUGCCCUGGGUGCCUCCCUGCUGGUGAGGAUGCCCUGCUGCGCGGCUCUGCACCCCCGGCCCCGGUCCCUGGUAGGCACGACUGAGAGGGCCAGACUUCGGCCCCUGGUGCCGGUGGAUGAAAAGCGCCGGAGUCCUUGAGUGCGACCAGCGAUCGAAUCUGAAUUCUAAGAGCCAUGGACGAAGGCACUGGGCUGCAGCCCCAGGCGGGAGAGCAGUUGGAAGCGCAAGCCACAGUAGGAGCUGUCCAAGAGAAGUGCGAACCAGAGACCUUUAGGUCCAAGAGUUUACCCGUCCUGAACAGCGCCUCCUGCCGGCCAGACCUCAGUCCUGCGAGUACAGGCGCAAAGGCAGCUUUUGGCUGUACAGAUUCUUUGGGCCGUCAGGAGUCGAAACAGGGCCCAAGCGGGUUGGCCCCCAGUCCCUCUGCUCCGUCCACUUCGGCAGAGAUGGCAGGGCUCAUGGAAUGUAACCACAGGGUGGAAGUCAGCAAAGCCGUGUCGGUGUCCUCCACGCUGGCCACGCUCCAGGGGAGAAGGUGCCUCUAUGUGGUCCUCACUGAUUCCCGUUGCUUCCUGGUUUGCAUGUGUUUCCUGACCUUCAUCCAGGCGUUGAUGGUCUCCGGCUACUUGAGCAGUGUCAUCACCACCAUCGAAAGGCGCUACAGUCUGAAGAGUUCUGAGUCGGGGCUACUGGUCAGCUGCUUUGACAUUGGGAGCCUGGUGGUGGUGGUGUUCGUCAGCUACUUUGGCGGCCGGGGUCGGAGGCCCCUGUGGCUGGCCGUCGGUGGACUUUUCAUUGCCAUCGGGGCUGCCCUCUUUGCUUUACCUCACUUCAUCUCGCCUCCCUACCAGAUCCAAGAGUUGAAUGCCUCGGCCUCCAACGACGGCCUGUGUCAGAAUGGCAACUCCACGGCCACCUCGGAGCCUCCCGCCUGCCUGAAGGACUCAGGAGGAAAUAAUCACUGGGUCUAUGUGGCUUUAUUCAUUUGCGCACAGAUUCUCAUCGGAAUGGGUUCCACACCUAUUUAUACCUUGGGACCAACCUACUUGGAUGACAAUGUCAAGAAAGAAAACGCAUCCUUGUACCUAGCCAUCAUGUAUGUCAUGGGAGCACUUGGUCCUGCAGUGGGAUAUUUAUUAGGUGGACUUCUUAUUGGGUUUUAUGUCGAUCCCAGAAAUCCUGUUAACCUUGAUCAGAAUGACCCUCGUUUCAUUGGAAACUGGUGGAGUGGAUUCCUCCUUUGUGCCAUUGCAAUGUUUCUUGUGAUAUUCCCAAUGUUUACUUUUCCAAAAAAGCUUCCUCCUCGACACAAGAAAAAGAAAAAGAAAAAAUUUUCUGCUGAUGUUGUUAGUGAUGAUGACGUUAUGAAGGAGAAAUCAAACAAUAGUGAACAAGUGGACAAAAAAGUUUCUUCUAUGGGAUUUGGAAAGAAUGUCAGAGACCUACCAAGAGCAGCUGUCAGGAUCUUAAGCAACAUGACAUUCCUUUUUGUGAGUUUGUCAUACACAGCUGAGAGUGCCAUUGUAACUGCUUUCAUUACCUUCAUUCCCAAGUUCAUCGAGUCACAGUUUGGUAUCCCAGCUUCCAAUGCCAGCAUCUACACUGGUGUUAUUAUUGUCCCCAGUGCCGGUGUGGGGAUUGUCCUGGGAGGCUACAUUAUAAAAAAACUGAAACUUGGUGCAAGAGAAUCUGCGAAACUAGCCAUGAUCUGCAGUGGUGUAUCUUUACUGUGUUUUUCCACCCUGUUUAUCGUUGGAUGUGAAAGUAUUAAUCUAGGGGGCAUAAACAUCCCAUAUACAACAGGACCUUCUCUCACCAUGCCUCAUAGGAACCUGACAGGAAGCUGCAAUGUUAAUUGUGGUUGUAAAAUACACGAGUAUGAGCCAGUCUGUGGAUCAGAUGGAAUUACAUACUUUAACCCUUGUCUGGCUGGCUGUGUUAACAGCGGUAAUCUUAGCACUGGGAUAAGGAAUUACACAGAAUGCACGUGUGUCCAAAGCCGGCAGGUGAUCACCCCGCCCACAGUGGGCCAGCGCAGUCAGCUUCGCGUCGUUAUUGUCAAAACCUAUCUCAACGAGAACGGCUAUGCUGUGUCCGGGAAGUGUAAACGGGCCUGCAAUACCCUUAUCCCGUUCUUAAUUUUCCUUUUCAUAGUCACCUUCAUCACAGCAUGUGCCCAGCCAUCAGCCAUCAUAGUAACACUCAGGUCGGUAGAAGAUGAGGAGAGACCUUUCGCGCUGGGGAUGCAGUUUGUUCUAUUGCGAACACUUGCAUACAUUCCUACUCCAAUUUACUUUGGAGCAGUCAUUGACACCACCUGCAUGCUCUGGCAACAGGAAUGUGGGGUACAAGGCUCUUGCUGGGAGUACAAUGUGACCUCGUUCCGUUUCGUCUAUUUCGGUUUGGCCGCCGGCCUCAAAUUUGUUGGCUUUAUUUUCAUUUUUCUGGCCUGGUACUCCAUUAAAUACAAGGAGGACGAGCUGCAGAGGCAGAGGUGGAGAGAGUUCCCUCUGAGCACCGUGAGCGAGAUGGUGGGCCACUCGGACCGUGCCCACAAGGAGGCCCGGACUAGAUCCUGCCCAGCUCUCGGCAGCCAGGGGGGGUUCUGCGAAGAGACUGGCCUGCGGAAAGGCGUCCACUGCACAGCACAGACCUACCCGGGGCCCUUCCCCGAAGCAAUAAGCCCGGCCCCGGCCCCGGGGCUCGAAGAAAGCCCAACUGCCACGGAGCCUCCCUCCUGAAGCUUGAAAACGGAAGACUUUAGUUUUGUUGGUUGAGUCGAAUAUGGCAACUUGAGAAACACCCGUGCCUUCUUUUCUUUCUUUCUUUUUUUAACCUCUAAAGACACGAUCCUCAGACCAACGAAACUCAGUAUACACAGCCACUGUUGAUUGAGGGCUGGAUACCUCAACAAGACUGACAGCCUUCUCCCCCCCUUCUCUCCAAGAAGGAGGAGUUUAGAUAGAGUUGUUACCAUUUCUGCUAUGUUAAUUUAACGCUCAUGUUCCGGUGUGGUAUAAGGCUGAGAGGUGCCUGGUUAUAACAAAAUCACGGGAAGUGUAAUGGCGGAGCAUAUCACUAGCAUACACUCCAAACCGAGGAUGCUGCUGGCUGUAUCCGCCCCAGACUUCCUGCUACAUUGGAAUCAGAUCUGUGUAUGUUUGAACGGGUUAUUUUAAGCACUUCAUUUUUACUCAGCCCUGCGAAGGGUCAAGUAUGUUGAAAACCCUCCCUGGGUAUUUGCUUUUGCAACAUUAAAAAGAAACAAAACAAAAAACGCCUCGGUGCUAAAAGUAUUUGAUGCAUGCUCACCACAAAAUGUGCCGCUGAAUUUACAGUAUUUCACUGGUAAGGGACUGCAUGUGCUUUGCUUUUGGAAAUCUAGAGAGCUUCCCAGAACACAAGCAUUCGUUACGCUCAUUACUACAGUUAAUCCGUGAACGUUACCCUGCAAAAUGAAGAGUGUUAAGGGAAAUACCUUUUCUACGGAAAACUCAGCGCUUUUGAUGUUUCUUUUAGCAAGAAUAAUAAGAUGCUAAAAAUAAUUUCAGAGAGAGGGCAAAAAUAUUUCCCAUAAUCUUUUCUUAUUUCUUCUCCAAAAAAACUGACACUCAUGUAAAGUGUUUUUAAUAAUGGGUUUUGAAGGCGUUGUCUUUUUCUUGAAUUCUAUUACCUGUUAAAAUCAGAGGAGAAGAUAUUGAAAACUAAAGUAAUUGCAGGGACAUAUUAAACCAAAGGGGUGAACAAAAAAGUUUAAACUUUGUAUCUAGAAACGAAAAAUAAGAAUAAUUGAUAAAACUUUAUAGUGGGCAUUUUUCUUAAAAUACAUACCUCUACCCCAAACCCCAAGUGUUAAUUUAGAAGCACGAAACAGGCAGGUCAGCCUCUAACUCUUUAGUUCAAGGAGAUGUAAUACUGUGUCAAAUAAACUGGCAUUAGGAUCCUAAUGGAGCAUGUGUUCAGUGUGUGUGUUUUGUGUGAAAGUGUGUUGGUGACGAAAGCCUGUUUUGAGUUGUUGCCUAAAGGAGUCUGAUUUUGUGAUUUUUAAAAUGAGUAUUUAUUUGGAGACCUCUUAGGGUAAUUUGACAGAUGUAUACUUUCCUUGUGUUUAAUGAAAUCUAUUGUCAAUGUACUAAUAAACCUUGGUUUACAACAUCUUGAAUACUUGAUCAUUGAAUAUUAAGAAAAAAGUAAAGAAAAUAAAGUGUGUGGACUGAAAUUAGUCUCGGAGGUCUCUUCUGACGGGCAGCCGAGUUUUCUAAGGCAUCUAAAACUUUUGGAUGAGAGGCGGAAGGAGGCAAAGGAACUACUGAAAUAACAGUAUGACUCAUGGACUGAAGCACAAAGUGGUUAUUUUUAGAACCUUGCCUUGA